AUGCAGGGUCAAAUCUAUGGAGAGCCGCUUCAGAGUCGGCAGCUCGUGGCGCAAAUGCAGACCCAACUCGGGGAGCUCGCAAUGCUCCAGGAGCUGGAAGUGAGGCGUCUGCAGCAGGAGGUAGAGCUCCUCCAAGAUGAGUUGGAGAAUCUGCGGGGCAGGCAAUCGUUGGCUUCCAUUCAGACGACGAGCAGCGAGGCCAGCCUGGGUCCGCUCCGCGUGGCCGCAGCGCCACUCUCGCCGCCACCGAGCUUCCCAAUGGAGCGCCUUGAGGAAGAGUCGAGCCGUCCUCUGAGCCCGGCGCGGUCUGUACUGCCGGAGAUGCUGACAAGGAGAGCAAGCGUGAAGACCGCCCGCGUGGAGAAGUCCUGCAUGCUGAGGUUCAACAUGUUCGAGAUCCACGGCUUGCCAGGAUGCCUUGUCCGAGGGAUCAAUCUUGCGGAGGCGACUUGCUCCGUGAUCAUCCACUCCGACUUAGACGAAGGAGAGACGGAGGAGGCGGAUCUGAGGCUGGAGCAGGAGGCUGGGGCUUGCGAUCUUCCUGGGCAGAUAGACCAGGAAGUGACGAUGCAAGCCGAGUGGAGUGGAGAUGGCUCUGAUGUUUGCCUACGUGUGCCGGACGACCCACUGCCCGAAGUGAUCAAAGUUGAGGUUCGGAUCUCCGGUACCGAACAUCCGGCACCCUGCGCGACGCUGACUCUGAAUGCGGGGCGGCAGCAGUGGGUGCUGGACUGCGGCGGCUAUUUGGAUGCAGAGGCCCUCGUCCAGCGCGAGCACGUGGGCAAGGCCCUUUUCCGUGGCAGCACUGUGCGAGAUCGCUUGGUGGAGCGGCUGGAGCGUCAAUUUGCCAUGCGUAGCGCCGAGGGCAAGAUGGUACGUCCGAGGGACUUGUACAUGGCCGUGAAGCAGUCGCGAGAUCACAAGUCUACACAGCUCUCGGCCAUCUUGCGCAUGGAGGACAUGGAGGACGUUGUUUUGGAGCUGAAGCGAAUCCACCAGAAAGUCAUCGACAAAGUGCGGAAGCCGAUGAAGGUCACUUCUCAAUACCCGUCGAUCUCGUGGAGGCAGUUUAUGGACUGCAUCCUUCUCGAGGAUUUGACCAAGCACACGCAAGGGCAGACUGCCCUGAGCAUCUUCAUCGUCCAACGCGCCUUGCUGGGGGAUGAGAUGCCCUCCACCGGGACCUCGAGUGCUCUGCUGAUGGCCUAUGAGAAAGUGCGGCGCCCGAUUCCGAUAGUUCAGCGCAUCGUGAGCAUGGCGAUCUCGCUGUCCACAGCUGCCAUCAUCUUGAGCUUCAUCCUGCUAGGCAUAACUCUCGACAACAACCCCGAGUGGCUUGGCUGGAUCGCUUUGGAUGGCGUCUUCGCGGCCAUCUUCGUCACCGAGGUAGUCGUCAAAGCCACAUCUUUGGGACUGCGGGGCUAUUUCUGUGGGCGUGACUAUUGGUGGAACUGGUUCGAUGUGCUCCUCUCCGUGGCCGCCGUCUCCGAAGCGAUCCUUAACUUGGCAAUGGCGACGCAGGGGUCGCAGACCAAAGCCGCUUUGAUUCUUCGGGGCCUUCGCUUGGCCCGGAUGGCACGCCUCGCGAAGCUCAUGCGCAUGCCACUGCUGCAGGAGCUGACAAACAUCAUCUCUGGCUUCGUGAUCAGCGUCCGCUCCCUCUUCUGGGUGAUGAUGACGCUCUUCGUGGUCGUGUACGUCCUCGCCCUCGGUGCCCGUGUCACUGUGCAGGCCCUGUCUACUGGCGAAGGCGACCUUACCCGCUGUGGGCGUGGCGACACCUAUGUGCUUGGAGAGGAGCUCCCUGAGGGAUGCAAGCUUCAUUACCUCUACGGCGAGGAGUACUGCGCCUCAGUCCUUGACUGCAUGUUCUCCAUCUUCCGGUGCAUGAUCGGGGAGUGCACGUCUCGUGGUGGACGUUCUUUGACGAUGGUUUUCAGCGACGGCUUUGGCUUGAAAUUCGACUUCUUCUACGCCUUCGCCAUGGUGGUGGUUAUCUUCGGUCUGUUUAACAUCAUCACGGCCAUCUUCGUCCAGGCAACGAUGAAUGGUCUCAGAGAGAACGAGGCCCACCUUCGAAACGCAAAGGCCUACGAGUCAAACUACAUGACAGAGCAGCUCGCCAAACUGGUCCGCUGCGUUUCCCAGCGCGUGGCCAAGGUACGGAGUCGAGCCACGUCGCAGCCAGCUACAGUUGCCUUCGGUUUGGAGACUUCGCCGCGCUCACCUGCGGCCCAGAUGCCCGAUCUUUGCGAAGGUGAGAUCUACCUCAGUGAAGAGGAGUUCAAUCAGUUGAUCCGGAUUCCGGAUGUGCGGCAGUUGCUGAACGAGUUGGAUGUCAGCGUCGAGCCGAGGCCAGGUGUCUUUGAUGCUUUUCACGUGGAAGAG
This is a messenger RNA of Symbiodinium sp. CCMP2456, 2388 nucleotides long. Lineage: Eukaryota; Dinophyceae; Suessiales; Symbiodiniaceae. The record is from the annotation of a GenBank genome assembly.